Dalotia coriaria is the source of this 5828-nucleotide messenger RNA. It is a transcript of the gene Pten, whose product is annotated as phosphatase and tensin-like protein. The transcript is spliced from 5 exons. Gene Ontology annotation, molecular function: phosphatidylinositol-3,4,5-trisphosphate 3-phosphatase activity; protein tyrosine/serine/threonine phosphatase activity; protein tyrosine phosphatase activity. Gene Ontology annotation, biological process: regulation of phosphatidylinositol 3-kinase/protein kinase B signal transduction; negative regulation of cell population proliferation; cell motility. The record is from RefSeq and is a predicted model, not a curated record. The coding region runs from base 771 to 2138 and encodes 455 amino acids. Gene Ontology annotation, cellular component: plasma membrane; nucleus; cell projection. Lineage: Eukaryota; Metazoa; Arthropoda; Insecta; Coleoptera; Staphylinidae.
AGUAAUUGAGUGUUAAAAUUGUGAAACAAAUGUAAUUGUGAAAAACAAUUUUAUGGUGGAAUAAGAAUUGGUGUAUAUUUGGUUGCCUAACAGUGAUUGUGACAAAGCAAACGGUUGCAGGAAUCAGUUCCCCUUUCUGCCGCGUGGUGGCAAAUAUGGCAGGAUCCUGAAACACGCCGUAGCCGCCACAGUCGCCGCCGUCAUUCCGCACGCGAAAUUUGCAACAAGCAAGAGGCAGUCCCGAAGCAAAUCCACGCACCCGGCCGCCGUGGCCGAAACUCACGCCUCGCUCCGUCCUCUCACAACGUGGUUUCCGCCGACAGCACGGUGGUCGCACACACACCGCGCAACAAUCAGCCACCACCGCCGCCGCAGUUGCCGCCGUCCGGAACCGCGGGAUGCACAUCGCACGUUUGCACCCCGCGCUUGGGUAAACGCAUGGUCCGCCGUACCAGCAGGAGCAGGUCGACGAUCGAGUAAGUGCCCUCCCUCCCGCGUGCCGGCAAACGCCGCUGCCGCCGCCGCCCCCGCCAUCGUGCGGACAUGCUGUGGUAAGACGCGGCCGUCCGCACACCUGGACCGCGGAGCGAGGCCCCCCGCGAACAUGUGCGCUCGCCUGCGGGCACCGACCACCGCAACCAGUAUCCACGAGAAACGCGACCUCGCCAGCCAGUGAGGGCCGCGUUCGAGGGGUGCCCCUCACGCUACGCCGACGACACGGCAGAUCACACAGUAAUGCGAAUGCCAUCGCACGAGGCGGCGAGUUGAUAAUGGCGCACUCACGCAGCAACCUUAAUCUUACCAACCCCAUCAAAGAGUUGGUCAGCAAGCGGCGGAAUCGCUACCGCCAAGAUGGAUUCAACCUGGAUCUGACAUAUAUAACAACAAAGAUAAUAGCAAUGGGUUUUCCCGCAUCGAACAUUGAAGGAGUUUAUAGGAAUCACAUUGAUGAUGUGGUGAAUAUGCUGGAGAAGAACCACUUGGACCGCUACUUCAUUUACAACCUGUGCUCGGAACGCUCAUACCAUCCGCAGAAGUUCCACAACCGCGUUAAGAAAUACCCAUUCGAUGAUCACAACCCGCCGAGGUUGGAUCUCAUCCGGCCGUUCUGCGAGGACGUGCAGGGAUGGCUGGACAAACACGAGGAAAACGUUGCGGUGGUGCAUUGCAAGGCAGGCAAGGGCCGCACCGGCACAAUGAUCUGUUGCUACCUGCUUCAUUCAGGCGGCAUGAAAAACGCCGACGAUGCGCUUAGGCUUUACGGGGAAACACGCACACAAGAUCAGAAAGGCGUCACCAUUCCCAGCCAGGUACGAUAUGUCCGUUAUUACGGACGAAUUGUACGUGACGGACUUGUCUACCGCCCCGCUGCGCUCUACCUCACCGAAAUCCGACUUGAACCGCCACCCACCUUCGGUAAUCGACAGGUGGAACUACAUUUCUCCGUGUAUAAUACCCGCGAGGGUGGUGAAAGCGGUGAGCCGGCGCCGGCACCCAUGAAAGUUUACAAGUCGACGGCUGUGGAGCUAACGCGCACCGAGCAAAACUACACCGUGCGCUUCCGCACCAACAUCGCACUGCGCGGCGACGUCAAGAUCGAGCUGCACAGUAAGAGUAUGAUCUCAAAGAAGUCGAAGCUGUUUCAAUUCUGGUUCAAUACGUUUUUCGUGGACGAGGAGGUGCCAUCAGGAGGCGCCGGACCAUCACAGCCGCCGCCACAGGACGCCAACGGCUAUCUUAACAACAGCGCGUCGAACAACCAACCGCAGCCAACGGCGGCUGUGACGGGCGGCAAUCGUCCGCUGACGAUGUGUCUCCGCAAAGGUGAACUCGACAUUGUCAGCAAGAAGGACAAACAGAACAAGAUGUUCUCUGCUGAUUUCAAGAUAACGCUGUUUUUUCUUAAAAAAUCCUCGAACGAAGGAACGGAUUGGAUGCUGACGCCUAAUCUGCAGCAAGCACAGGAGCGGUCGAGCGGCAGCUCCGAGGACUCCGACACCGACUCGUCCGAGUGGGAUAGCGCCGUGGAGUGUCAGGUGAACAUGGACCCGAAGGGCGUCGGAUACACGCGGCUGUUAUCCGACUGCGAUCUCUCGACGAAACUGAACGACCUGCAGGCCGAGUUGUAUGCCGUUUGAAGGCGCGCGUACUCACAUCCGAACGUUUUUAGCCAGCUGUGCUUUUUUUGUGAUAUCGCACCGUGUGUUGCAUUCGUUCAGCCAGGAUGUUGUGCACGGGACGGUUACAGGGCCCAAUUUAAAUAUCUCCACACACUCUCUCUCGACUCCAAAACGCCGCAAAUCGUGUUUUAACUCAUUAGUCAUAUCCAUUCGCAACACGUGAAAAAGUCAAUAAUUUACUGGCAGGGGCAUUGUGGUAUCAGUUUUUUGAGUUUGUUACAUGUUAAACACGUCUUCUUCUAUAAGAAAAUCAAUUCGAUGCCCCAGCUUGUAGCCUUCGAUGAAUCGAGAUUCUAAAAUAAUAAUAAAGUAAUAAGUUGCACGCGGAUUUUGAACAAUUUGCACAUUUCCAUGAUUGUUUCGUCAAGAAGUUGCUUGAGAUGCGUGCCGGGGGCAAUUCAACACGGUGCAGGUGAAUGUAUGAACGCUUUAAAUGAAAAAAAGAAACUGAAAUCAUUCUACACAUAUGAUUAACAAGAACAAAUUUUGUAUAAUAUGUAUUUUUGAGAUUUUUAUAAUAUACAUAACUCCACAUUUCGAUAAGCAACUCGCCGAGAACCACCACCUUCGAAUCACCCGCAUUUUGGAUUAACAACGUCGAACUUUUCGUUGGUUUUUUUUUAUAUAAUUUGUUUGAUUCUGUUUAAGUGUUUUGAUUUGAUUUUUUAUGAUUUCUGAUGAAUUUAUAUUUGGCUUUUACAGGCGAAUCGACGGUCUUAUGAGUGUUAAACCUAAUGGAACAGAAUAGCAAAUUAAUACACACACACACACACUCGAACACACAACGCACAUUCGAAGCGCGCACAAUUGUUAUCGGUUGUCGCGUCAUGUGAUACUUUUCAAAAUCAGCGUGGAGCGUGCUUGUGUCCCUGUCUUGAAUGUUCAUCAUCAUCAUCAGCAUCGCAUGCAUCAUCAUGAUCACCACCAUCAGGACGAUAUCGUGCUCCCCAUUGCUGCGGUAGUUGUGUGUAUGUAUAUUCGUAUUUUCUUUUGUCUCGCUGCAUUUUCAUAUUCGAUCGCACCACUCGUCGGCCUUGGGUAGCGAUUUGUGCCAUUUCACACCACUCUCUCACAACUCGAACGAGAAGAGCGAAAUUUGUGGACCAAACACACACACAUGCAUCUGAAUUCGGAAUAAUACCGGCGCAUUUCGAACGAUUUACUACUUGAAUCUCGCAUCGCCGCAUUAUUGUAUAUAUAUUGUAAAUAGAAAUGCGAGAUGAGUCGCCGCUAACAAUGGUUGCACAAAGUACAUUUAAACAUUUUCUAAUUACAUUAAACAAACACAACAAAAAAAAGAUAAAAACAACAACCACCACGGACCAUUGGCCGCAUGCGUACAUGCUGUGUAUUUUUUCAUUGUAAAUAAAUUCUAAAACAACGUUGAAUUAGUGGCGGAAUAUCGAUGUAUCGAUGGUUAAUUUGUUAAACGGCAGGCAUUUACUUGUUGUACUUUAUGUUGAUGUUAAUAACGUUGGUGUUGUGUGCUGUCGAAGAUUGUAAACACGAACAUCACGGCGCUUGUUGUCAUCAACACACACACACACGCACACAAAACAAAGAGAAUCAUUUGAUUUGCAAAUCUGAGGAAGGCACAAAUGGACUGAUAACGAAUUUCAUAGCUGUAUUAGAAGAGAUCCGAAAUCAAAGCAAAAGCAAAAAACGCAGAAAGGCACGACAUGAUUCGUUCGCUCAGUGAGAUUAAUUGAUACGCGUCAGGCCGGUUGUAGCUAAUUUUUAAUACCUAAUAAUUUAAUUUUCAUGUGCAUAUAAUACGGAUAGAGAGCGCCGCAGAGUAGUGUACUAUUUUUCUAUGUAUAUGUUAGUUAGUUUACUUCUACUAAGUGACGAUCAGGCACGGAGAUUACUGUGAAAUUUGUAUGUACCUAUGUAUUGUAAGUUUUUUAGAAUGUGCAAACGGCGCCGAAGUUUUGUUUGCAUUUACGCAUGGAAUGUGAUGAAAGAACAACUUAAGUUUUUCCCGAUUUUCUUUUGCAAAUAAUAACCAGAGAGAUACCAACGAGAUGCGAAAGAAGAAGCGAAUUGUUAGUACAAAUUUACUUUUUUUGUUUAAUUAAACUAGUUUUGAUCUCAAUUGAGUAGUGUGCUCGUGCGGAUUAUAUUUUUAAUAGACGGGACACGAUGUUUACCACACAAACAAAAAGAAGAAAGAACGAGUGUUGAUUUUAAUUGCGUUGAAAUUGCAAAAAGGAACGCCCAGUAUUGAUUGCACAUUCUGUGUGCGUGAGAGGAGGUUUAUUUCUUUCUUUUUAAUUGUUACUCAUGUUUUGUGUUACUUGUUGUGUAUUAAUAGUCAGCUUUGGGUUGAAAUUUUCAUUCGGUUUCAAAAAUGACGCGCGCAUGAUGUGUGCACGCGCAGAGAAUGCUUGCCCCAUGUUUUUAUUUUAUUUGGUAUUCUAUAAUAAGCAAAGCAAACGAAAUUCGUCGCUGGCACAACACAAUAUGCACAGAAGAAGAUUGUCACGACCGAAGGACAUCGUUGAACAUGUUUGCGCGGUGAUUUCAAACGUUAAAUUAUUUAAGUUUUAAGGCAAACGAAACCGAUUAAUCGUACUCUCUAAUUGAAAGGCUGUUUAUUACAAAUUAAUAUAGAUAUAAUUAUAAGUGAUAUUAUAAUUAUAUACUUAUAUUAUUCUAAAUAGUAAUAUAGUGUUUAUUCAAUUGUAAUAAAUAUGAAUUAUUGAUGGUAGUUCGAAAUUUGCUAACAAAUUUUGCACGCAUUCGAAUAGAGACACGGUACAUGCAAAUAUACAAAUAUUUUUAUACAGAAUAAUUAGAGAUUUACGAGAAUGAGUGGGCGACGCGAAGGCACACACACACACACACACACAUCCUGCACACGAUUGAACCAAAACACUUAUCAAACAAACAAACAAAGACGAUUGUGAGUACUGCUUUGGCAGGUGUGGAUCAGCUUUAAAUGUCGGAUGGUUUAUCGUUUUUUUUUUAUAUAAGUUUCUUCGCGCGCGCGGUGAUUUCAUUUGAGAGAAAAAAGAAAUAGAGAACUAUUUAUAAAUUGUACGGAUUUGUGGAAUUAAACACUAUGUAGUUAAUUAAUAUUGAAUGUCAUUAUUAUGUACAUUUAAUGUAUCUGUACUUAAUUACUUGUAUUGUUACAAUGAUAUUGAUUUAAGUUAUUAAGUGCCAAGUCGACGCGGCUCCCCGGAGCGCGCGAUUGUUAUUACUAAAUGUUAUAAAAAAAAUGUGAUUGAAAUAAUUGAUGAUCUAAAUUUGCGCAAAUAUUGGUUAGUAGUGGCGUGCGUUGCAAUACGGUCGGACAAGCAAGCUGGUUGGUGGUUACAGAGCGAACGCUUGAAAGUAUACGAUUCAAGAAUACUCCCAAUUUAUUUAAUUAUUUUUAAUAAACUUAGUGACGGACGCAAAACCUGUCGAACUGUGUAUUCGAACGAAUUCUAUGAUUAUUUCCAUACGUCUGUGUAGAUCAAACCCGCAACGUGUCUGAAUAAGUGUUGAACAUUGUAUUUAUUUGAUUUCGAUACCAUUUCCAUAUCAUUUUUUUAUAAUUCGCCAUUAUACUUUCUAUCAAUAGUUUUGUGAAUUAACUGUACAUGUAAAGAAUAUUAGAUCCCCUUUUAUUUAAUAUAAUAUAACAAAAAAGCAUUUAAA